Acaulospora colombiana is the source of this 385-nucleotide messenger RNA. The record is from the annotation of a GenBank genome assembly. NCBI's taxonomy places the organism in Eukaryota, Fungi, Glomeromycota, Glomeromycetes, Diversisporales, Acaulosporaceae.
AUGCGACCUCCUAAUGAAGAAUACAAAGAAGAUCUUUCAUCCGGAAUUUUAGCGCUCUCUAAAUAUGCGACAAAACUUUAUCGCUUCGAAAGAGACAUUCUUCCACAGGAAUUGGAUGCUAUGUGCAAUCUCGUGAGCUCUAUUGGGUGUUCCUUAGAAAAGUUAGAGAUUGAUUCUCUUGACAUGAUAGGAAUCGAUUCAUCAAAUCUUCUUAUUUGCAUUGGUCGAUGUUGCCCAAAUUUAACCUUAUUAAAUAUAAAUAAUUAUGAAUUCACGGCCGACGCCUUCAAAGUGCUACUGCAAGGCUGUAAAUCAUUACAGACCUUGAUGAUAUCUGAUUCAGAUUCUGUUGAUAUCUUAGCGUUGAUCAAAGAGAACUGUGUUG